AUGAUCGAUUCGAUGGUCUUUAACUCUGCGUUGUCAACAAGCUUGAUUUUCAAUGGGAGAGAGGCCAGCUUCUUGAGCUCUUCUGGUAGCACGCUCUUUUCAAAAGAGUAUUCGGAAAAUCCAGACAGAGCUUGGUUCACAACAGACGAGAACUUAGCUGGGUGCGCAGUGGACAAGGAAAUUUUCCUUGAUGGUCUUCACGGUCUCUUCGUUGCUCACUCUGGCAGAGUCCAAAACGCUUUGCGAAAGCUUCAAAGUCUCUGGAGUGACCUCGAAGAUGCCCUUGGAGGACAGGUCCUUCAUGUAUUCGGCCAAAAUAGCACCAGUUUUCAGAUCGUCGUUACCACCGUUGGUUCUCUUGAUCAUGUACCACAGGAAUCUCUCAAAGUUGGAGGAAACACAGAUGUCCAUAGCUGGAGAGUAGGUCUCCUUAACCUCGACCUUAUCGUAUUUUCCGGAGUGCAAGAAUCUGUCGAGGAUGUCGUUUUCGUUGGUUGCAACCACCAACUCCUCGAUAGGAAGUCCCAUCUCUUUAGCGUAGAAACCAGCAAGGAUGUCACCAAAGUUUCCGCUUGGCACCACAAACUUGACCUUGAAGUCGGCCUUUUCAGCUUCUGGGAUCUUGUUCAGCAGCUGGAAGUAGGCGUGGAAGUAGUAAGUCAUUUGUGCGAGGAUUCUAGCCCAGUUGAUCGAGUUGACUGCUCCGACGUGGUAUUUCUGGUUGAACUCGGCAUCUCCAAACACUUUCUUCACAACGUCCUGACAGUCGUCAAAGGUACCUUUCACAGAAAGAGUGUGGAUGUUAUCGUCCAAAACAGAGGCCAUUUGUUGUUCCUGCAAAGGAGAGAUUCUGCCUGUUGGGUAGAGGAUGAACACAGAAACGUCCUUUUUGUUUCUGAGGCCGUAAAUAGCAGCGGAUCCAGUGUCACCGGAAGUGGCUCCAACAACGGUGAUGAUGUCUCUAGACUCACCUGCCUUCUUGGCAGCAUUUUUUCUGGUCAAGAAGAACUCAAACAGAUUACCGACAAACUGCAGAGCAACGUCUUUGAAAGCGUAAGUUGGGCCGUGGAACAGCUCCAGCAAGUACAGGUUCUUCUGCGAGUCGAUCGCGACCAGUGGAGUGACCUCCUUAGCUCUGAAGGUGGAGUAGGACUUGGCGAUCAAGGUCUUGAGCUCGUCAUCGGAGAUCUCGGACUGCUUGAUGUAGAAUCUCAUGAUGUUGAAGGCCAAAGCCUCAAAUGA
Molecule: messenger RNA, 1242 nt
Organism: Ogataea philodendri
Lineage: Eukaryota; Fungi; Ascomycota; Pichiomycetes; Pichiales; Pichiaceae
Exons: 2
Coding region: 1-1242 (413 amino acids)
Source: RefSeq, a predicted model, not a curated record